AUGAAUAUGAAUUCAUCAUCAACAGCUUCCUUUGAACCUUAUCCACAAACCCCUAUUUUAAAGAAAUCUAAUAGAGGUCGAAAAACUUUAGCUGUUAAAGAAGGUUAUGUUGAUCCAACUGGACAAACACAUGUGAUGACAGUGAGGCGAAGCUUGCCUCCAAAUCCACGAAAACCAAAGAAAAGAUCUAUCAAAAAAGUCAAUAACAAGCCACCGAGUUAUUGCAAACGAUGUGAAUACGAUGAUAAAUUCAUCAAUUUACUAACUGAUCGAAUCGUUAACUUGGAAAAUUUGGUGCAAAAGAUCUCUGAUAUCGCGGUCAUCCAAACUCCUUCUGUUAUGUUAAAUUUCAACGCCAUGGAAACCGAUGAUCUUAUCGAAUUAUCUAAUCAUUUGGGAAUAUCAUCCCCUGAUUUACAAAAUAACGAUUACGCGUCGACAAACGAAAUUGUGCAAAAUCAACCCGUAUCAAGCCAAUUCGUGGCUACUCCUCUUACAAGUCCUUUAUCCGAUUGUUCCGAUUUUUUUCCUGUAAAUUUGAAUACUG
Messenger RNA from Racocetra persica, 547 nucleotides. The record is from the annotation of a GenBank genome assembly. Lineage: Eukaryota; Fungi; Glomeromycota; Glomeromycetes; Diversisporales; Gigasporaceae.